AUGUUGAUGACGCAGCGAAGUAACUUGACCGAGCUUCAGAAGGAACACGCCCUUUCUACAGGCCCGCUAGCUGACCAAGUUGCUCGCACUAUUCGCGACUCGAUCGAGCUCGUCAAGCUGCUUGGCGAAAGAUAUUUGUGGGUUGAUGCACUAUGCAUUGUCCAAGACGAUGGGGCAUCCAAGCACCACCAGAUCACCAACAUGUCGUCAAUCUACGCUGCUGCCAAACUGACGAUAAUUUCUGCCCAAGCAGCCGAUGCUUGGCACGGCCUGCGAGGCCUUGGGAAUAUCUCGAAACCUCGCUCCCUCCAUUUACGAACCGUGUUUGCAGGCGGCUAUCGUUUCGUGGAGAGGCUAGAGUAUACAACAGGUCUAAUGCCAUGGUGCCGGCGAGGCUGGACCUUCCAAGAAGCUUUGUUCUCUCCCAGACGCCUCAUUUUCAGUGACGACUCGGUCCAAUGGAGCUGUGGUGCCGUGGUCUGGACUGAAGACCUAGACUACGAUCACAAGCCAAGGCUCCUAGGGUCUGGACGGGGGAUAAUAGGCGAAGAGGUGUUGAAUACUCCCUUUCCAGACAUCACAGGGCUGAACCAGCUGGUGGAAACUUAUGGGACCCGACAGUUCACCUUUCCAGAGGACACAUUGAGCGCCUUUGCCGGAUUCUCAACUGCUAUCAGCAAUAUCUUUCUGGGAGGCUUCAUCCAAGGCCUUCCGAUCAUGUUUCUCGAUGCCGCGCUUCUGUGGAAGUCGGGUCCUUUUACCCAAUGGCCUCGGCCUGGUUCUCUCAACAAGAUCUACCGAAAGGUCCCUUCAAAAGCGCAAGGAGAUUGCCCACCGACCUGGUCCUGGGCUGGCUGGGCCACAGAGGUGGAGUGUUCGUCUUGGGUCGGGGCAAGCGAUUACAUUCGAUACAGUAAAACUAUGCGCUUCUACUCGGACGGUUGCCGGACAGAGCCCUUGGUGCAAUGGUUCGCUCGAGACAAGAAGGAAUCUGAGCCAAAGCUCAUACCCUAUCAGAAUGAGGGGUUCAACUACAGACAGCGCUUCCUGAAUAAGGGGGAGGGUGAUCUACCACCUGGCUGGACGAGAUUGGAAAACCACAACUCUACGGUUAAAGAUGAUGAGCACUUCCGUCCUUGGAAACCCCUAGAGGAAACGCCAAGCUUCUACUAUGUACAUGAGGAUGCUCCGGAGACUGAGUUUUGGUAUCCCAUUCCAAUAAUCAAAUUGAGCCAAACCUCGAACGAUUUUCAAUGGGGAAGGUACCUGUCCUGUCGGACACAGAAGGGCCUGUUUUGGAGGGAGCCGUCCGGGAACGUGCUACAUGGAGAACAAGACGCUAGGAUUCUCGAUUGGGAACACAACUACCCUGGCACUCCUCCCGAGAAAUUUACAGACGACCCUAUUCCUAUGUAUCUGAAAGAUCAGAACGGAUUGUUUGCUGGUUAUCUCACCUUGCACGCGGCUACAGGUUUUUCAACCAUGGAUGCGGAGGACGAAGAGGGCCAGCCGACUAAGGCACAGUAUACAUACGGGUCAUGCUUACCGGAUGAUCGCCAGCUCAAGAGCCGAGCAAGAAGCGUGAAGAAUUAUGAUAGCAUCACCACCAGACCAACACGCAAAGAAGAGGCAUUUCAGGUUGUCGCGAUUUCGAAAGGGCACGCCUUCUAUGAAGAUGGAGAGGACUACGACUUUAUCAGUGUCCUGUGGGUUGAAUGGGCUGAUGGGAUAGCGUAUCGCAAAGGACUGGGACGUGUCUUUCUACAUGUUUGGGAAAAGCAGCCUCUUGAAGAUAUUGAACUCAUUCUGGGAUGA
Fusarium keratoplasticum is the source of this 1815-nucleotide messenger RNA. RefSeq names its product HET domain-containing protein. The transcript has a single exon. Bases 1 to 1815 code for a protein of 604 amino acids. The record is from RefSeq and is a predicted model, not a curated record. Lineage: Eukaryota; Fungi; Ascomycota; Sordariomycetes; Hypocreales; Nectriaceae.